AUGGGCCGGGAUUGCGCCAAAGAAGACUCCAAACAUUAUCUAGGCUUCGUCUUGAGCGAUCCAAGGCUCAGGCCGCGGUUGCUCGGGCCUUUAUACACUCCAAAUCCUCCAUGGGCCUCAUCUUAUCGCUAUCCGAACAUGUCUCGGUAUAAAAUGAGUUUCUCCUUGAUGGUUGAUCCAAAUUGCCUCAUUCUACUUCGACGCGAUGAAUUACUCAAAUAUCUAUACAGCAAGACCAAGAUCAUCUCCUUUGGACGUCGGGAAGUCCUCCGUUCGCGGCCAAACUUCCGAAGCUUCGUUUAUGCUCGAUAG
Microthlaspi erraticum is the source of this 312-nucleotide messenger RNA. Lineage: Eukaryota; Viridiplantae; Streptophyta; Magnoliopsida; Brassicales; Brassicaceae. The record is from the annotation of a GenBank genome assembly.